AUGCCCAGGAUGUCGAACGAGCAGCAGAUCAACGUGCCGUCGCUGAUCGUGAUCCUGGUCCUGUCCGGGCUGAUCGUGCGGUACCUCUUCUUCUCGGCGCCGACGCCGCAGCAGCCCCGCGACUCGGCGGCGGCGCUGCGGCAGAGGGAGGCCGCGUGCGAGAGGAUACAGCAGAUGUUCCCGCAGGUGGACCGGCGGACGGUGCUGUGGAACCUGUCGAGGGACGGCAACAAUGUCGCGGCCACGACGGAGCGGAUCCUGGCCGGGAGGAUGGAGACGCCCCCGAUAACAUUCCAACCUCCACCGCCUCCCGGCUCGAACGCCGCGUCCUCGUCUACAUCACAAGGUCAGACACAAGCGAAGCCAGCAGAGAAGCCGGCCCAGCCGGACUUGAUCACGAGGUACAAUCUACAGGACAAGGUUGCCGCCGCCUCUGCGAGUGAGGCCGCCGAUCAGAGUGGGAAGAAAGGCUGGAGCACGAGCCGAGACGAGCGGCAGUCGUUACUACAGAAGAGGAGGGACGAGAUGAUCCUAGCAGCACGGAAGAAGAUGGAGGCCAAGAUCGCUGCUGAGAAGGCGGGGUCUGGUUCGGGGAAUUGA
Messenger RNA from Phaeoacremonium minimum UCRPA7, 600 nucleotides. Its product is annotated as putative cue domain-containing protein. NCBI's taxonomy places the organism in Eukaryota, Fungi, Ascomycota, Sordariomycetes, Togniniales, Togniniaceae. The coding region runs from base 1 to 600 and encodes 199 amino acids. The record is from RefSeq and is a predicted model, not a curated record. The transcript has 2 exons. Gene Ontology annotation, molecular function: ubiquitin binding.